This is a messenger RNA of Thunnus maccoyii (southern bluefin tuna), 2342 nucleotides long. It is a transcript of the gene ciz1b, whose product is annotated as cdkn1a interacting zinc finger protein 1b. Lineage: Eukaryota; Metazoa; Chordata; Actinopteri; Scombriformes; Scombridae. The transcript is spliced from 14 exons. The coding region runs from base 156 to 1409 and encodes 417 amino acids. The record is from RefSeq and is a predicted model, not a curated record. Gene Ontology annotation, molecular function: zinc ion binding; nucleic acid binding. Gene Ontology annotation, cellular component: nucleus.
CGGCCAGCAGGGGGCGACAAGCGGCGAGUCAGUCCGUGUUUACAUGUAGCAGAGUUAGCUUAGCUUUAGCUUAGCUUUAGCUUUAGCUUCUGCUGGAGGAGAAGAUUAGAGUGUUGGUGCAGGAAGGUCAAAGGUCAGCUGGUGCAGCCUUCAUCAUGGUGAAGCAGCAGCUGAGGACAGACAGGUGUUUUCUACCUGCAGCUGCGCGGGUUCGAUUCCCCGUCGGUCGUGUGCAGCGGCGGUCGCCUCUGACUCACCAGCAGGUUUCAGGCAGGAAGUGGGCGGGGUCAGGGACAGGCUGCAGCUCCUCCACCACAGAAGAAGACAGAGGUGACGAUGGGCGGAGCCAGCGUGGAGACCCGGGGUCGGACGGAGGUUCAGGAGAGGCGGAGUCAAAGAGGGCGAGAGUGGAUGGAGCUGAAGAAGCUGCGACUCCGACCAAUAGAGAGAAGCUCCCGGCGUCAUGUGGUCAACCAGGAAGUGAGAGCAGUUCCACAGCAGAUGGCGUCCCUCCUCCUGACCAGCAGGGGGCAGCAGAGCUCAGUGAGGACAGCAGAGCAGCUGAGCUGCAGAGCGUGGGGUCACUGAAGGUCACCAUCCAGCAGAGCAGCGAGAGCCGAGAGUUUGGACCGACAGACAGGACGGCAGACAGACAGACGGGUGGACUCCACUGUCACGUCUGUAACCUCACCUGUCGCUCUCUGCAGGUAUUUCAGGAACACAUGUCGGGAUCAGAACACCUGAGGAAACUGAAAGAGAUCACACACUCCAUCAGCCUGAACACACACACACUGCAGAGCAGGGGGCGUCGGCCUGACGCGCAGCGCUGGUGCGACACCUGUCAGACUCACUUCAGCAGUGAUGUCAUCAUCCAUCGACGGACUGAACAACACAAGAUGUGUAAGCAGAUGUCUCGUCCUUUCUGUCCGGUGUGUAAACGUCACUUCAGGACUCCCAGGAAGUUCGUGGAGCACAUGAAGUCUUCAGAACACAAGCAGCAGGUGCACCUGGAGGAGGCGCAGGAGGAGGAGCUGAUCACUGUGGACGCUGUCGGCUGCUUCCAGGAAGAGGAGGAGGAGGAGGAGGAGGAGGAAGAGGAGGAGGAAAUAGAAAUAGGCGAUGAUGAAGAGGAAGAUGUAGGAGAGGAAGCAGAGCAGAAAAUGUCAGAGGCGGCCGACAAACAGGAAACACGCGGCGAGGAAUACGACCCCGGCACCAUAUAUGGAAGUAGUUUUGUGGUUCCUGUUUCUGGCUUCCUGUGUCGACUCUGCAACAAGUUCUUCCACAGAGAGACGACAGCACGACACACACACUGCAGGACACACACACACUACCUCAACCUGCAGAGUGUGGGGCAGCAGGUGAGACAGUCUGACAGUGACGCGGCGGAGAGGAGCGAGGACACCUGACCUGCUCUGUAUCCCACAAUGCACCUGUGUGUCCAGGUGAUGGGCAGCUGAUGACGUCAUCCUGAUGUUUCUGAAGCACAAAAUACAGUUUUUAUAGUUUAACUGAUCAGAGACUGGCAGCAGUAAACAGGUGUGUGUGUGUGUGCGUGCGUGCGUGCGUGCGUGUGUGUGUGUGUGUGUGCGUGCGUGCCUGUGCGUGUGUGUUGUGAUUGGAUGAUAUCUGGAUGAUGUUUCUAAAGCUCAGCUGUGUGUCACUGACCUCUGGUGGCGUUCAGAGGAACUGCAGUCGUCUCCUGGUGGUUCAGAUGUUUCACUCAGUUCUGGACGUUUCAGUCCAGAUUUUGGCUUCAACUAACGAUUAUUUUCAUUUUUGAUUGUUUUGUCGAUUAUUUCCUCAAUUAAUUGAUUAGUUGUUUGGUCAAAUGUGGAUCAAUGUUUCCUAAAGACGACGUCAUCAAACGUCUUGUUUUGUCAGUUUACUGUCACAGAGACUAAAUAUUCACAUUGAAGAAGCAGAAUCAGAGAAUUUGGACAUUUUGUUCUUAAAAAAAUGUCUCAAAAUGAUUCAUCAAUCAUCAGAACAGUCGGUGAUUCUAGUCAAGAUCAUUUUGUCACAAGGAGAAACUUUAUGCUCACUUUUCUUUUUACAGAACAACCAGUUUAAUGUCAGAAUGACAUCAGACGAGACUCUGAACCAGCUGAUCGUUCUGAUCACAUAUUUCUAUGUUUGUCCUUUAAAAUAUUUUUAAACUGUUAUUUAAAGUUAUAAACUGUGCUGCACAUGUUCAGUUCCUCACUAAGACUGAAACAAUAAAACAAUGUUUCUCCAUCAGUCAGUUGGAUCGGAUGUAUUAUUGGAUGUAUUAGUUUUAUAUUAAGUGUGCUGUAAUACUUCCAGAUGUGUCUUCAGUUAAACAUCAUGUCGACUUUGGA